GUGGCUGAAUGACUGAGUACAGCAGCAGCUGGGACCGACUGCUUGAACACAGAAUCACAGACAUUCGACACACACACGAGCACACACACGUCUUCUUAGUCAGUCCUGUAGCUGCAGCAAACACAGCAGAAGCUCCUCUAAAGUUGUGCAGUAGCUCUGAUACAAUAGCUUUGUAUUUAUACACACUUUUUUUAUUUUAUUUCAACACUACGAUACAUUUAAGGAGGACGUUGUUGUAGAGGACAUUGCCAGUGCUUUCAUUGAAUCUAGUUUUGAUGAGGAGGAGGAAUCUCUUUUGAUAGUCUUUGAUUCUUUGUAACAGCCCUUCUUUUCAUAUGUUACUUUGCUUUGAAGAAUUGUCUUUCUUUUUACUCACAACAACUGCAUCCAGCGACUUGGCGAUCAUUAAAGAGGAUUACAUUGUUCUGUUCCGCGGAUGUACAGACUUGUGACACCUGGACUCAGCUGUAGCUCACUUCCUGCUUCUUUGUUUUUGUCUUUGCGCCUGAGUCUCAUUCCGAGUAAUUUCCCAGUUUGAUCGCUAUGCUGGAACACCUGCCUCGUGUCCGCAUUGACCCUGCCCCCCUCAGGCCUCCGCCAAUCGUCAGGAACAUGGAUGAGAGAGCCCUGCGGUUUGAGUUAGAACGCCAGGCCUGUCAGAGCCUCAGACAAGUUCUCCAGCUAAAGCUACAACAGAGGAGAUCCAGAGAGGAGUUGGUCAACCAGGGGAUCAUGCCGCCCCUGAAAAGUUCAGCUGCCUUCCACGAACAGAGACGGAGCUUGGAACGAGCACGGACUGAGGACUACCUCAAGAGGAAGAUCAGGGCUCGACCGGAGCGCUCUGAACUGAUCAGGAUGCACAUCCUGGAGGAGACGUCAGCAGAGCCGUCACUUCAGGCCAAGCAGAUGCAGCUGAAGAGAGCUCGCAUCGCCGAUGAUUUGAACGAUAAGAUCUCCCACCGGCCGGGCCCCAUGGAGCUGAUCCACAAAAACAUCCUGCCUGUUCACUCCAGCAUUAAACAGGCCAUCAUAGAGACACGGUUUCCAAAGCCUUCGGGUGGUAACUCAUCGUGUGAUGAGGACAGCAGUUACAGUCUGUCUCCAGAGCAGCCCGUGAGCCAGGAGUCUCCUCUGGGCCUGUUACCUCUGCCCUCUCCAACAGAGACGCUGGCUGGGAGCAGCAUCCCGUCUCCUACACAGGUCUCUCCUCCUGCUCCGUCUCUUCCACCAAUCUCUGGAUCCUCCCCCUCAUUCAAGCUGACCAAUGGGACGGCAGCAUCAUCUGCCCAGAGGACAGGGGCGACUUCACAUAUCAAGUCCCAGCCUAAACCAAACUCUGCACAGAGACACAAGAAACCCAAGGACAACAAGCCAAAGAUUAAAAAGUUAAAGUACCAUCAGUACAUCCCUCCUGACCAGAAGGGAGAUAAAGAGCCUCCGCCCCAUCUGGACUCAUCUUAUGCCAAAAUCCUCCAGCAGCAGCAGCUCUUCUUGCAGCUCCAGAUCCUCAGUCAGCAGCAGCAGCACUAUAACUACCACGCCAUCCUGCCUGCACCACCCAAACCUCAGACAGAUCAGCAGCCAUCUUCCUCCUCCAAUUCCACGUCUACCUCCUCCCCACCUCGACCCGUCGCCGCCCCGUCAACAGCCCCCUCUAACCAGGGCGGUCACUGCCGUCAGAGUUCUGCUCCUUUCCGUGGGAUUAGACCAGCGUCUCUACCUCCGAACCUGGAUGAGAUGAAGGUCGCGGAGCUGAAGUGCGAGUUGAAGCUGCGCAGCUUGCCAGUCUCCGGCACCAAAAACGACCUCAUUGAGAGGCUGAGGAGCUACCAAGAGCUGAAUGGAGGCAGCGACAGUACCUCCUCUCUAACAGCAGGGGGUACCACAGGGCCAGGGGCUGAAGCAGCAGGAAAAUACUCCAGAACUGCUGCCACCACCACCACCACCACCAUCAACAACAACAACAACACAUCACAGUUUCAGUUUCAGUACCAUCAGAUAUCUUCUCUGACCGUUGAUGCAGGCAGCAGUGCAGCCACUCCUCAGCAGCUCAUGACCCGUUGUAGUGGCACCGUCACCCCCCCAACUAACUCGCUCUCCCACUCUGACCGCUCGCCAGGCACCAUGAGCCCAGAAGAUACCAGCUUUAACAGCGACCCCUUGGAAGAGAUGAUGAGUUCACCUCUCGCCCCGGUGAGCCAUCUGCCGUGUUCAGCUGCUCAGCUUGCAACCAGCAUCAAAGAGGAGUCGAAGUGUUCCACCCCGGCACCUUGUCAGUUCUCUUUAAAGCCGGCCGCUCUGCAGAAACAUUGCCUGGUCUCAUCAGCUGCCCUCGCGGCUACAACAACAGCUCUGGUAGCGACUAUGGACAAAGACAGGAUGCUGCAGGAGAAAGACAAGCAGAUCGAGGAGCUGACCAGGAUGCUGAGGCAGAAACAGAGGCUGGUGGAGGUGCUGAGGAUGCAGCUGGAGCACGGGAGCAGAGGAGGACCAGAGCCGCUGGUUCUUGUGAGAGUCAAACAAGAACCUCCCGAUAAGCCCAGCGUCCCUCUCUCAUGUGCUCAUCCGCCAUUCCCCCCUCCGCCAUCGGCCGUUUCAUGUGACAUGGAUGUUAUCAAGGUAACUGUCAAACAGGAAGCCAUCGAGGAAGAGGAAGUAGCGUGUGAGACGACUAUGCAGUUACCAGAAACUCACCGAUUACCGCAGUCUUCGACCCAAACUUGGGAGGUGCAGGAGCUCCAAAUCGAGCCAGAGCAGAUGAGCAUACAGACAAAACAACAACAACAACAGCAUGUCCGUCUGCAGCAAAGCGCUCUGCAGCUGGCCCAACAGCAGGCCAUACAGAAACUUUUGCAACAGCACAACAUUCAGAACCAGCAGCAGAUGAUUCAGAACCGCGGUCAGACGUCGGAGAGCCUGCAGAAGCUUUCUCAGCAGAGGAAGAAGAAGUCUCACAAACAGCAGCUCAAGCAGCUCCAGCAGCAGCAGCAGCAGCAGCUGUUGCAGUCACAACAGUCAAAACAACACCAGCAGCAGAUGCAGCUGAAGCAACAGAUUCUACUGAAGCAGCAAAAGUCGUUUUUACAGCAGCAGCAGAAUAAACAACUGCAGCAAAUCCAGAUACAGACCAAGAUACACCUGAAGCAGCAACAGGUGCUGAUUCAGCAGAAACAACAGGCGCAACAGCAGCCGCAACAGGUGUCUCAAGCGUCCUUCAGCCAGCAGUCAGGCCCACUGGAUCUCCUCAAGAGCGACUCCACCCCGACUCUGGUCACCGACAGCAACGGCAACCACUUCCUCGUUGCACUGACCAAUCACAUCACAGAGAACCAAAGAAAUGAUGCACCUGGGAACAAAGCAAUAAAUCAAAUCGCGCUACAGCGAGUACAGUCUGCUCCAGCCAAUCUCUCCGGCCACAACCCUGUUCAGCUGCCUAAAGCUGACAGUCAAACAAAGCAGAGCAUGCACGUGGAAUUUUUGAAGCAAGAGACAAAGAACGGGGAGCCUCAGCAGGAUGUUGCUCUGUGUUUGUCAGCACCUCCCAGUCUGCAGCCUUUCUUCAAUGACCAGGAGGCCGCCCCCUCAGGGAACAACACCUCACCACCUUCCUCUCAAACUGAGUUGUGUCCUAGUCUGGAUGUCUUGUUUAGUCCUCUGUCUCCGGCUUCCAUUAAGACCGCUGCCUCAUCGCCUGAUAACAAAGAUACAGAGCAUGAAGAUGAUUUUAUUGACAUCAUUCUGCAGACAGGAGAAAUGUCGACCACCUUUAAACCAGCACCAGACCCUUCUCUGGAACACCUACACCCACACUCCUCCGCCUCCUCUUCUCCUCCUCCCUCCCCACUCCAGCUGCUGCUAUCUCCCCCCAUCCCGCCCAGCUGCGACACCCCGCAGUCGGCCUCCUCGGUGCAGUCCGAGCUUCUGUCCGACACCUUAGAAGAAGAGAAACUACACCUCGGUAGCGCCGGGAGCGGACGCCUGGAAGACUUCCUUGAAAGCACCACGGGUAAGCCUCUCCUGGGGGUGGAGCCCGGUUGCCUGUUGACUCUGAUUGAUGACCUCCACAGUCAAAUGCUGUGCACCCCCAGCAUCCUGGACCAUCCGUCGUCUCCCAUGGAUACCUUCGACGUGGCGACGGAGGGGGAGCGAGGGCUGGACGGUAUGGAUUGGUUGGACUUCACCAUGGGAGGAGAGAGGGGAGAGGAAACCCCCACACUGUGCCCCCAGACACCCCCUAGUGUCUUUUCCACGGACUUCCUGGACAGCUGUGACCUGCAGGUACACUGGGACUCCUGCCUAUAGCCUGUAGCAGUCAGGAAACAAACACGGGGCUCACUUAUGCACAACAACAUGUAAUUGAUUGCUGAGGCUUCAGUAUCGGAUUAGAGCACUCUUUCUGUGUCUUCUCACACACUGGUGUAUUGAAUCUUCCAGCACUUUGACCUUUAUUUAUUUUAUUUACACGCUGGUUUAUUGAUUUGUGUGCAGACACGUAUUAGGCAGGUCCUAUAUCUGUUCUUGCUGCUUUAGCAACGGGUUUGUCACCACAUUAGAGGGACUGCUGUGCGUUUGGACCUGAGACACUUUCAACCGAGCCACGAAUCUGUUGCUUACAUAUAAAUGAAUCUCAUCUUUUCUUAACACCGCGUUACAGUGAAGGAGUAUAUCCCCUUAUUUGACCUUUGUCUAAUUAGGAGUGCAAAUCCUUAGUUGCCUUUUGUAGUAACGAUAAUCAAUAGUUUACCACUACAGCUAAUCGGUAACCAAAGUUAAGGUGAAAGACAAUGAUUUUCUAGCAACGUAAUAGAUUAUAAGAUGGAGGGGAGAUGCUUGCCACAGUCCAAUUCCAUAAUUUGGAAAGACAUUUUAAUUCUGAAUCUUGUGUUUUUUGUGUCAAUUUUUGAAACAUUGUGACAGUUAGUGUCCUCUUUUUAGACAUAAUGUUGGUUCUUGUGCAGGUUACAGCACUGAAUGCGUUACUAUAGUUUGUAUUAGUAUUAACGAAACUGACAUUACAUACAUACAGCAGACCCCGGCUACUGCCCUGGAACUUUUCAUUCAUUUAUAUUUUCUCCAGUGAUAAAGUUAUAACAGGGAACUUUCAUUUUGUGUUGAUUUUGGCGGCCCCCUGUGGAAAAGAGAGGUAGUGUUUCCAUGAGUGCCACUGCCUCGUAUCGUAAAGAUCUGCAGCUGCCAGACUCCUUUUAGAAAACCUCUCAUUUUACUGCAGCAGUGUCGGACAGUCCGCCCGGCUCAGUCCUGGUUCUGGUACUCCCGUGCCUCCCUUCCCUCCAACGGGCCCAGUAAUACGGCCUGGGCCUCCAGCAGCACAGUGUCAGUGUUGGCUCCCAGGAAGCGUGCGGAGAGCUCGAGAUCCCGCAGCCGCAAAUGGACUCUGCUGCCCUGUUGCAGCGUCUCUCUCCAUCCGCUGGCCCACACAGUGGAACUUCCUGCCAAAGUGGAAGUACAGGUCGUCCUGGACCACGUGGAAGAUCCUGUCGACAACCACCUUUGUUUUUUUCCAGUCCGAUCUGGAUCAGCGGGGACCGGCAGAGCAGCGAGGCGAAGCUCUGGUGGUCAAAGGUCACUGUGACCUCAAAAAACACGUCCAAGGGAUGACACUUUGGCCGCGUACAUGCACCGUCCCGCGGGAGCUCCGACUGCAGGUCGAAGGCGACAGCGAAGCUGGAUCUGGGUCCGCUCCGUGGCGGGCUGGUCACUGCUGGAGGCCCCACCGGAGGCCGAGCUGAAGGAGUUUCUGGUGAACCUGCAUGCUGUAACCAAGCCCCCAGGAAGAGCACCGGGCUUUGAAGACAAUUUUACGUAGUGGCCAGACAGUGGAAUUACAACUUCUGGGUCCAUUACAUGAUGCCAUUGGGCCCAAAAAUACAAUUUCCCAUAGAUUUACAUUGGGAAAAAGAUGUCUGUAACUCAGUUUUCUGAGGUAAAUCAACUUCCAAUUACGAACACUUGAAUAGCCAUUAUUUAAAUCAUUAGGUUCUAAAAGUUCUAAAAUUCACUGACAGCAUUAUCAGAGUUAGUUCCCUUCCUCCGUUCAUGUGAAUGAGACCCAGACCGCGGCUGGAGCGAGGUCUUGGAGGCGGAGUUAAAGGAAAAGCUACUGCGCCUAAUCUAUGGACCCAAUGGAUGUGGAAGGCAGUCAAGCUUUUUUUUGCUUCAAGCACGACUGAGCAACUUUAAUAAGAGUGAACGGCAGCCAGCCUCCGAUGCUGUAUCCAGUUCUUCUGGGACUGUUUCAUAACCAGUUAAUAGUUAAUAGUUCCUUGUAGUAACUUUUAAUUGCUGAAGAUAUACAGCUAUCUAUCGUAAAAUCUCAUGGUGGUUUCAUUGUGCCAUGUGUCUGAAUCCCUUAUCUGCCAAAAGUACAACAUUUCUAAUUAAUUAGAAUUAAUUAAUUCUAACUAAUGAAAUUGAAGAGAUUUUAACUCAAAACUACAAAAUACUAAAUCAAAGUCUUGACGUACAAUGUUAGAAUGAUGCGAUAGUUAAAAGGUUUCACACAGCUCCCGUGUUACGGUUCAGUGACAUUACAAAAUAGAUUGAUCAUCUAUUUCAGAUUCCUGCAGAUAACAGACAAAGAGUUAUAGUAUACUGAUAUUUCAUAUUUGUGCACAUUCAGAAUGUCGUACGUUUUGCACUUCAAAUCGGUGCAGCCAGUUGUCUUAAUGUUUUAUUUGACACAAUGCGACUUUAUAGAUUUAUGAAUGUCUUUGGUUUGAAAUCUUCUGAAUGUAAACAUAACGGGAGUAAUGUCUGCGCAUUACUGCAUCUUACAUAAACUACACAGCUUGACUUGAGCUCUACACCGACGCUCACAACGCUUCAUGUCUACAUACAGUACGGUACCAACACGUUUUUAUAGUUAACAUUGGACACUUUUAGUCUUGAAAACUGCCAUACUGUAGUUUCUCCCUUUUGCGGUUGCACUUGUUUUAAUACACACGUCAUAUAAAAGGAAGGGAAACUCCUGCAGCUUUAUAGAUUCUCCACAAAUGCCUUCUUUAUAAGGAUUUUUGUAAUUACUUGGUUGUUGCUCUUAAAGGUGACAUUUGGCUGUCCUGUACUGUAUCAGUACUUUUACUAAGGGGGAUAUAUUUAUGUCCCUUUCCACUUCUGAGAUUUUACAGUGCUGUAAUAGACCAGUUUAGACACUGAGAAUGUAUUAUAAGACUUUUAGGUUUUAUCUGUGCAACACUCUGGUAAUACAGGUCUGUGUGUACUGCGACUAAUUCUGACAAAAUGUCUGUAUUAUGAAUCCAAAACCUCUCUUGAGGAAAGUUCAUCUUUUGAUUCACGCCAUCUUUUGCAUUUACUAUUUUACACUUUUUUGUAUUUGUCACCACAGACGUAUUACACCACACUUCAGGUUUUAUUGUUUGUCCAGAACUACCACUUUGGUUUUAUGACUUUGCUCUGACAGUCUUAAAGGAUAGGUUCUCACAUUUUCAAGCCUGCCUUAAAAAACAACAGUCAGGUUCUCAUAUGGAUAUUGAAAUAGUUUUUUUAUUGUUGUAAUAUAUAAUAAUAUGUUCAUACUGGCCAUCAAGAGAUCCCGUCCUAAUGCGCUUCCAAUGGAAGUGAUGUGAAAAUGUGAACCUAAUCUAUAAAAUAUUUGAUAAAGUUACUAUUGUGCAUCUAAACUCUUAUCAUUUAGUACAAAUACAAACCGAAACUGAUGUAUUCUUUUGAUUUUAAUAAUACAAGUAAUGUUUUACGGGAGUAUCCAGUAAAUAGUCAGGUAUCGUAUGUUAGACCUAAACACUGCAGACUCCGUUAUUUUAUAUAGUUACAAUCACAUGUGCGUGAUUCACUCACUUUCUUCUGUGAGUUUUUGUUGAUCUUUUUUUAAGGAUUUUAAGUGCCUGGCGUGAUGUUUCAAUAUUAAAUGCACUUCAGACUCUGACAAAUUGAUGAGGAUUUACAAAUAAGAAGAAAGUUUGUUUUUCUGCUGUAUUAUUCCUGCAAGUGUUGAGCCGCCUCAUGUAAAUGAUUGUGAAAGCAUUAGGAAAACUCAUUUUGGGGAAAAAUUGUUUGAGAUUUUUGUGAGUAUUUCUUUUUUUUUUUCUAAAAACAAAAAGGGGAUUUGUUAAUAAAAGAAAAGAUAAUUAGA
Molecule: messenger RNA, 8131 nt
Organism: Sebastes umbrosus (honeycomb rockfish)
Lineage: Eukaryota; Metazoa; Chordata; Actinopteri; Perciformes; Sebastidae
Product: myocardin-related transcription factor A-like
Exons: 19
Coding region: 544-4302 (1252 amino acids)
Biological process (GO): smooth muscle cell differentiation
Source: RefSeq, a predicted model, not a curated record